UUCCACAGGCUCCUAUGAAUGCAGAGCGAAGAGGUCCUGUAUGUCCAGAGUGCUGUCACUGUUAGCUCUGCCUCUGUCAGAAGUCUGCCUAAGUUCACGAAGUAAAACGAUUGAGCGAGAAAGGCAAGGUUCUUGGUGAUUACAUAGUCUCCCGAAAGCAAGACCCAUGUAACCAGAUUUUUCAAGCUCAUAUCCAUUUUUGGAAGAAUACAGUUGCGAGGGAACGUGUUUGCAAUACAGGAGCGCUACAUCGUAAAGUACUUCCUGGUUAGAUUAUGUGACCCUAUUUCGCUAUCGUUCUUAAGUUCUUAGACUUUGACGAUCAUGGAUCCCUCAGAGACUAAAAAACGUGAUUCGUCCGUCGACGGCAGAGAGGACACAAUGGGAAAGAGGAAGAAACGGCAGCCCGAGGAAACUCACACGAACGGCAGCGUGAAGGAAGGACCAGAAGAACCCUUAGCAAAUGGGGGCACUCACUGGGAACUUCUACCCAACGGCACCUCGGUCAACGGCAAAGACGAUUCUUCGGGCGAAGUCUGCGAAGGCCCUUACAAAGGCAUCGACUUGAGCUUCGAUGGCUUGACGACCUCGUCCCUGAAGUGGCGGAAGAUCAGGCGAGAGAACCUGGAUCUAGAUUACGAUUUGUUUUCGAGGGGCCUGGCCGACGCCCUCUUCGACGUCCUCGAGGAGGAGGUCGAGUACUUCUCGGGAGAUCUGGCCAAGGUUCGCGUCUUUGGAAAGUGGCGUAGCAUACCCAGGAAGCAGGGUACGUACGGUGACGAGGGCCUCAGUUAUCGCUAUAGCGGGAUCCUUACCCCAGCUCGACCUUGGCCGCGACCUCUGAGAGCCAUUCGUGACCUCCUCGUUCGGGUCACUGGACACGCUUUCAACUUUGUACUCGUGAACAGGUACCAGGACGGGAACGACCACAUGGGGGAACACAAGGAUGAUGAGAAAGAACUGGAUCGGUCGGCUCCCAUUGCAUCCAUAACCUUGGGCCAACCUAGGGACUUCUAUUUCAAACACCAGGAUGCGAGAGGUCGCAAUAAGAAGUUUAUUGAUAAAGUGAAUAUAGUCCUCGAGCACGGAAGCCUCCUGAUGAUGAACUACCCAACCAACAACUAUUGGUACCACGCGCUGCCCACCCGCAAGGCUGUGCACGGGCCAAGAAUUAACCUGACGUUCAGGACCCUAAUUCAGAAAUAAAGGUCGUACCUGUAGUGUAGGAUGUUACGGGCAUUCAACGUGGUCGAAGACGCAUGUCUGCAUUCACCCUGCUUUGCCAAAGGAAUUCUGAACUGAGUGUUUCGUUAGUGACAUAAAUGGCACCCGCAAUUUAAUGCUGUUUAUAAUUAUAUAUAAAUUUUGUAAGAACAUGAGGCUUGGUUCAAAUCCACUUGGUGUGUUUCCACAUCUGGUGUCGCAUCAGUGACAGCACUCACCGGACGAGACAUGGCACUUCUGUAUUUUCGAAAAUGAAAAAAAAAAAAUUUUGGCCUUUUUUUGCUUGUUUGUAAAUAUCCUUUUGAGUGAGUUACUGCAGUACAUGUAUAUUUCAAAUAUAUUCAUAGAAAUGAA
Macrobrachium nipponense is the source of this 1578-nucleotide messenger RNA. Its product is annotated as DNA oxidative demethylase ALKBH2-like. Gene Ontology annotation, biological process: DNA repair; DNA alkylation repair. Gene Ontology annotation, molecular function: ferrous iron binding; cytosine C-5 DNA demethylase activity. Lineage: Eukaryota; Metazoa; Arthropoda; Malacostraca; Decapoda; Palaemonidae. The record is from RefSeq and is a predicted model, not a curated record.